CCAUUGUUGAGUUCUCUCUUGAAAAUGAAAGAAAUGCGACAACAACAAGUCAAGGAGCGUUUUAAGAGGCGUGGCCCUAUGGCAAGAGGGAAGAUGCAGCCGCAGUCAGGAGGCAGGCUUGGACCUCAGAAGGGUGUGUCUAAACCCCAUAGUAACAUGGUAACAAAGGAGGGGUCAGCGAAGACACAGUCGGCACCAUCCGGUCAGGGCAGAAAGGAUGGAGUACCUCCCCCCCAGCCACAGGCCAAGGCUCAGACUCAGCAACAGAAGCAGGGCAGGCAGUACUCAGGCUUCCAGACCACCUCAGUUCUAGAACACGUAGAACUGGAGGAUGGAAAGAAACGAAGGAAGGUUCUAUCCCAGCCCUCUCACCAUGGCCCAAAGAUAAGGGCGCGUGAUAAGGGAAAGCCUGCUCAGCCUAAGAAGCCCAGGAUCGGUUCCAGCAGGAGAGAGAGACCGGGAGCAACGUCACUGGAGAAACCUACACAGAGGACUAAAGGGGCCAAGAGGCGGUUUAGGAGCCGAGAGGAUGACCGCUUUGACAAUCUGGUUGAACAAUACAAGAGGAAACUGAUGGGCGGCAACAAGACUGCAACCAUCAAGAAGAACAAGUGGUUCAACAGUUAAGUGUGUUAGAUGCC
Salmo salar (Atlantic salmon) is the source of this 641-nucleotide messenger RNA. NCBI's taxonomy places the organism in Eukaryota, Metazoa, Chordata, Actinopteri, Salmoniformes, Salmonidae. The record is from RefSeq and is a predicted model, not a curated record.